AUGCAUUUGCAUUCCAACAAUUUUUUUGACUUGAUGGACUGUUUCAGUAGUUUCCUAACGCAAAUAAAAGUGACAUUUAAAUUGAUUAUAUUUUGGGUGAAUGAACGAAAAUUCUUUGAGAUCUUGACGAUGAUGGCAGAAGACUGGAACGAUUGCGCUGGUAGUAACAUCAAUAUGCGUGAAACAGCAUGCAAAGCUAAAUUAGCAAAUCGUAUCACUAAUGCCAUGUUCACUCUUCAUACGUUAACUAUUGUUGCGUAUAGUAUUGGCAUUCUUUUGGCUGACGUCGACGUCACCGGGAAGUCCGAAUUACCUCUUCUCUUAAAGAUGGAGCUUCCUGUUAACAUAAACACAAAGCUCACGUAUAAAAUGCUUCUGACCAUGCAAUUCGUGCAUCUCAUCAUGUGCGCCUGGGGAACGGGUCUAUUGAACGCCUUGCUUUUAACUUUGACUUUACAUGUAGGUGGUCAGAUGGAUAUUCUGCGUUGCAAGUUAAAUGGACUCGUACUACGUAGAAAUGAAGUAUCCGAGUCUGUCGCCGUCAAGACAAAUAGAAUUAUUCGCAAGCAUCAGAGAAUAAUUAAUUUUUCGGAAUAUAUUGAGGAUUUAUAUACAUACAUCGCAUUAGUGCAAUUUACAUCGAACACUGUGCUGAUUUGCUCUUUGGGAUUUCUUAUUGUAACGGCAAUUGGCAGUCCCGAUGCAACGCAGCACAUAGUGCGAUCUCUUUUAUUUUAUACCGUGACGAAUCUUGAAGCAUUUAUAUUUUGUUAUGCAGGAGAAUAUAUAAAAGACAAGAGUAAAGCUAUCGGAAAUGCGGCGUACAACUCCGCCUGGUACGAAAUGAAACCGAAAAACAGUCGUAAUUUAAUAUUCGUGACAUUAAGAGCGCAAAAGCAAUUGACACUUACAGUUGGAAAAAUAAUGGAUCUCUCCUUACAAUCUUUUACAAGUAUCAUGAAAGCAUCAGGAUCAUAUUUGUCAGUACUGCUAGCUAUGCAAUAA
Messenger RNA from Mycetomoellerius zeteki, 1005 nucleotides. Its product is annotated as odorant receptor 4-like. The coding region runs from base 1 to 1005 and encodes 334 amino acids. The record is from RefSeq and is a predicted model, not a curated record. The transcript has 6 exons. Gene Ontology annotation, biological process: detection of chemical stimulus involved in sensory perception of smell; sensory perception of smell. NCBI's taxonomy places the organism in Eukaryota, Metazoa, Arthropoda, Insecta, Hymenoptera, Formicidae. Gene Ontology annotation, cellular component: plasma membrane. Gene Ontology annotation, molecular function: odorant binding; olfactory receptor activity.